Molecule: messenger RNA, 1559 nt
Organism: Setaria italica (foxtail millet)
Lineage: Eukaryota; Viridiplantae; Streptophyta; Magnoliopsida; Poales; Poaceae
Product: cathepsin B-like protease 3
Exons: 12
Coding region: 249-1331 (360 amino acids)
Biological process (GO): regulation of catalytic activity
Cellular component (GO): lysosome
Molecular function (GO): cysteine-type endopeptidase activity
Source: RefSeq, a predicted model, not a curated record
AACUGGCCCAGCUUGGCCCACCUGCACCUCGCCCCUUAUCCCCGCCGCAGCUUUUGACCGCUAUCUCUUUCCUCCUUUCUUCUCCGUCAAUCGUUGGUUUGCGUCAACAGCAGGAGCUGAAUCCAAGCAAUCUCUUGCUUGCGAUACUUAAAUAUAAACACAAGGCUCCGACGCCGCGGGGAAGGAGGAGCAGCAAGCAAGCAACAAGGGAGAGCCGUCAACUCAAGAGGAUCGACAAGAACAAGAAGAUGGGCGGCACACUGCAGCAGCAGCUGCUGCUCUUCUUCUUCCUAUCUGCUGUCGCCCCGCAGGUAGUCAGAGCAGUAAAACCAAUCCCAAAUUCCAAUCUCGGGGUUGAGGAGGGAGACAAUUCCAUAGGAAUCAUCCAGAAGGACAUCAUACAGACGGUCAACAAGCAUCCUGAUGCUGGGUGGACGGCUGCACACAAUCCUUACUUUGCAAACUAUACUAUUGCACAAUUUAAGCAUAUCCUUGGAGUGAAGCCCACACCACGGGAUGCGCUGACUGAUGUUCCUGCCAAAACUUAUUCUAGAUCACUGAAACUUCCAAAGGAGUUCGACGCCAGAUCUAAGUGGUCUCAUUGUAGCACAAUUGGGAACAUACUUGAUCAAGGUCAUUGUGGCUCCUGUUGGGCAUUUGGUGCUGUAGAGUGCCUCCAGGAUCGGUUUUGCAUUCAUAUGAACGUGAACAUUUCACUGUCAGUUAAUGACCUACUGGCAUGCUGCGGUUUUAUGUGCGGUGAUGGUUGUGAUGGAGGCUAUCCUAUCAUGGCAUGGCGCUACUUUGUUCAAAAUGGUGUUGUCACUGACGAGUGCGAUCCAUAUUUUGAUCAGGUCGGUUGCAAUCAUCCUGGAUGCGAACCUGCUUAUCCUACACCAGUGUGUGAAAAGAAAUGCAAGGUGCGGAACCAAGUUUGGGAGGAAAAGAAGCAUUUCAGUGUCAAUGCGUACAGAAUAAAAUCUGAUCCACAUGACAUAAUGUCAGAGGUCUACAUAAAUGGCCCUGUAGAAGUUGCUUUCACUGUUUAUGAGGACUUCGCCCACUACAAAUCUGGAGUAUACAAGCACAUUACCGGUGGCAUGAUGGGUGGCCAUGCCGUCAAGUUGAUUGGAUGGGGAACCAGUGACGCCGGAGAAGAUUACUGGCUUCUUGCAAAUCAGUGGAACAGAGGCUGGGGUGAUGACGGGUACUUCAAGAUCAUUCGAGGCAGAAACGAAUGUGGCAUCGAAGAGGACGUUGUUGCUGGAAUGCCAUCGGGAAAGAAUAUGGUUGGAAACUACGGCGGCUCCUUUGGAACAGCUGUAAUUUGAUUUGGUUGCUGCCCUAAUCUGAAGUAUCAUCGGAUACAAUAGCUAUGCAUUUUUAUAGCUGAUGAAAUUGGAGUAUUGUGUACAUGAGCACGUUGGCAAGGCUGGCAGGUUGCUGAGAUGGCAACUCCUGUUCUGAAUCGAAGUGAUCAAUUGAUAUGUAGCACAUACUGGAUAAGAAGCCUGUGUAAUUGAUCGACAGACAGACAUAAUAAGAAGCCUGCUGAAUAA